Messenger RNA from Punica granatum (pomegranate), 2105 nucleotides. NCBI's taxonomy places the organism in Eukaryota, Viridiplantae, Streptophyta, Magnoliopsida, Myrtales, Lythraceae. The record is from RefSeq and is a predicted model, not a curated record.
UGCACCUUGAACAGUCCAGUCCAUGUAACUUAAGUCAAAGAUGUGUACAGUGUGUUGUCCAAAUAAUAAAAAAAGACCAAAACCAACAGCAUUAUUUUAAAAAAACAAUAAAUAAAAGAAGGAAAAAAAUAUUAAAUUGAAACCCAUUAAACUUUAGAAUAACAGAGUACAUACACUGAAAAAAUUGGAGCAUAUGCUCUCUACAACUACAAGUAGAAACCAAACCCCACCAUUGUCUCCCUUAUUCACUCUAUUAACACGUUAACAAAGUAAAGAACAGUUUGUCAUCACAAAUGGAGAGAAACUGGCUUUUGCUUUUCCUCCUCUUCCACUUAAUGCCUGCUCACCAGGCUGCAACUUAUGUAGGCGGCGGUCUCGGCUUUGGGAUCGGUGACAAUGCUGGUGGCGGUGGAGGUGGAGGUGGUGGUGCUGGCGGUGGUUUUAUGGGUGGAGGGAUCUCUAGCACCAACAAAGCUCCACCCAGGCCUUCUUCGAACUCAAAGCUCAAAACGGCAUACACUGCUCUUCAGGCAUGGAAACUGGCAAUCUCCGAGGACCCAAAUGGGAUCCUCUCCACUUGGGUGGGGCCAAAUGUCUGUUCCUACAAAGGUGUCUUCUGCUCGGAUUCUAGGAAUGCCGUCUCCGAUGGUGACCAGUACAUUUCCGGCAUAGACCUCAACCAUGGAAAUCUUCGGGGUACCAUUGUGGAUGAGCUCUCUUCACUCUCCGACUUGACUCUCCUCCACCUGAACAGUAACAGAUUCUCUGGCUCGGUUCCAGGAACGUUCAAGGAUCUCUCUUUGCUCCAGGAACUCGAUCUCAGCAACAAUAAUUUCUCCGGGAGUUUCCCUAGCAUAGUCCUAGAAAUCCCGAACCUCAUCUACCUCGACCUCAGGUUCAACAGCUUCUCAGGAACCAUUCCAGAGGAACUUUUCGAGGGAAAGCUAGACGCAAUCUUCCUUAACAACAACCAGUUUGAAGGGGAGCUUCCUGAAAGCCUUGGAAAUGCCCAGGCAUCCGUCAUCAAUUUUGCCAACAACCGGUUCAGCGGAACCAUCCCCUCAGUCUUCGGAGCCAUGGCUUCAAGGAUUAAGGAGAUACUAUUCCUGAACAACCAGCUAACUGGGUGCAUUCCUGAGGGAGUCAGAUUCUUUUCGGAAGUGAAGGUCUUUGAUGUGAGCUACAAUUCUCUGAUGGGCCACUUGCCCGAUUCAGUUUCAUGCCUGAAUCAGAUUGAGGUACUCAACCUUGGGCACAACAGACUCUCAGGCGUCCUAACCGACAUAGUAUGCUCGUUGAAAAACCUAAUGAACCUGACGGUUUCCUAUAAUUUCUUCUCGGGCUUGAGCCAGGAAUGCUCCAAGCUGGUAGUGACGAAUGUCGGCUUCGAUUUCUCAGACAAUUGUAUCCCAAACAAAGGCAUGCAGCGGCCUCCACCCGAGUGCUCUGUCAUUCCGGGAGGAGACAUGAGUUGCUUCCGGAUACCAUCACCUCAGCCUCUUGUCUGUGGCUCUAUGGCUGGAUUUCCUGGGCCAGCUAAUGUCGCCGGCCUAAUUGCAGCAACUCCUUGAUUAGUUUACUCGAAGUACUGACCGUUGGUUUGAACUGAGGGAAUUCGUCAACAAACAGAUAAUGGCGUUUGUUUAUUUCUCAUCGGUGCUCUAUGACAGAGUGGCAAUGGCUGUCUGCAAUUAAUACAUAUCAUGAUAAAGAAUAAAGCUUCCUGAUAUUAUUUCCGAGUUUUCGACAAUAUGUCCUGAUAGGCCUAAUUUGUUUCUUAUGGUAACAGACCAUGUUAUCCCCUGCCUUGAUUAGAUAAGGCCAUUGAAUAAGGUAAAUGCUCUCAACCUUUUUAAUCAUACUUCAUCGUUAUAAAAUGACAGUUUUCAUUAGAUCCAUUGAUGCUUCGUCCCACAUUGAAAUUCUUAUUACUUUUCUUGGUUAUAUGGAACAUGUAUUAAUAUUUGGAUAUUCAUGAAUUAACAAUAUUCAGAUGACAAUUGUGGAUAUAAAUGAAACAACGAGCACCAGAAUUUGGAGGAAAUAACAUGACUGAGACAGUAAGCAAAUUAUAUCUGCAAUUGAGCAACAAUGGAUGAAUUAAU